AUUUAGCACAGGCUCUCGUUUUACAAAGGUCGUCGCCAAUCGAAUCGUUCUCUUCAUCCAAUCCCUUCGUUUCGAAAGCUAUCAAUCCUCAAACUGGGGGUUUCCACUUUGCGUUGCGGCUUCGGGGAAUAAUCAGAAGGAAGAAAUGAGCCACGGCGAUGGGAAGGGCAACCAGGAUCUGCGGCAGGGGAAGGCAGGCGGAGGCACCGAAUGGGGGAUGCUUCUCUUCGGAUUACUUGGUACCACGUUCUCGGUUUAUCGGAUGUGGAGGACUAUUAAUUUGUUCUACACUCAGUUCAACAGAUCACAAUCAAGUUCAUCAUGGUGGAAGACAACUAAUAAUUCAAAUUUUGGAGGUUUUAGGGAUUCAGCUUGGAGAAGAUACAAUCGUAGAAUGGAGGAGGAAUAUGAGAAGGAAAAGGAGAGAGUGGAGCGUAUUAGGCGCAUGCAAAAUAUAUUUUAUAGAGAGAGAGAUAAAUAUAAGAGGAGCUAUGAGAAUUGGAGGCACAGUGGUGAAGGUGCACAUGAAUAUACUCGACAUGAUUAUUGGAAUCAUAAGACCGAUACAGAUACAUCUUAUGGAUAUCAAAGGACUCAUUACAAAAUCAGUUCUAGCCACAGUGGAAACAAUUCAAUGUCACACCAUUACUCAGUCUUGGGCCUUGACUGGUCUAGACCAGAACCAUAUUCGGAUGCUGAGAUUAAGAGAGCUUUCAGAGCAAAAGCAAUGAAGUACCACCCUGAUCAAAACCAAGAUAUUAGAGAAGCUGCUGAGGCAAAGUUUAAAGAACUGAUGACGUCCUACGAAGCUAUAAAGACGGAGAGGCAAAAUGGGAGUCCAAAGUGAGGUGCAAUUUCAAGCCAGUAAUGAUCAACACUCAAAAUUCUGGAGCGUGCUGGUUUUAUGCGCCAAUUCUUCUUUUCUGAAAAGUAAAAUUUAGAAGCUUAAAUCAGUCCCGAACAAAAAGAUACGUCCCUCUUUGGUAGAGGAGAGAAUGUUAUAAAGUUGAUUUGGCAAGUUUCUUUGCCUUAAAAAAGUAGAAGCGGUGGAUCUUGCAAAAGCAGUAGCCCUAUGAGACGCUCUAUUCACCUCCCUCUAAGUGUCGGUGAUUCGGAUGGCUCCAAAAUUCUUCAACAGUUUGUGUUUUUUUUUUUGGUCCUGUUUUAGUUGGUGUCUAAUCUUGAGAGCACAU
Molecule: messenger RNA, 1193 nt
Organism: Musa acuminata subsp. malaccensis (wild Malaysian banana)
Lineage: Eukaryota; Viridiplantae; Streptophyta; Magnoliopsida; Zingiberales; Musaceae
Source: RefSeq, a predicted model, not a curated record